Callorhinchus milii (elephant shark) is the source of this 1464-nucleotide messenger RNA. RefSeq names its product tryptophan 5-hydroxylase 2. The record is from RefSeq and is a predicted model, not a curated record. Gene Ontology annotation, biological process: serotonin biosynthetic process; aromatic amino acid metabolic process. Gene Ontology annotation, cellular component: neuron projection. Bases 1 to 1464 code for a protein of 487 amino acids. The transcript is spliced from 12 exons. Lineage: Eukaryota; Metazoa; Chordata; Chondrichthyes; Chimaeriformes; Callorhinchidae. Gene Ontology annotation, molecular function: iron ion binding; tryptophan 5-monooxygenase activity.
AUGAUGCUGAUUGGAAGUAAAUACUACGCAAAGAGAGGAAGAUCUCUGGACUCUGCCUUACUGGAUGACCAGGUGAGGAUGGCACCGUUUACAGUAAAUCAGUCAUAUUCCAGCAAAUGUGAAGAGAAGAAAGUCAACAAGGAAAACUGCAGGAGUGAGACCUUCAGCGAAGGUGCAAGGACAACAAUUGUGUUUGCCUUGAAGAAUGAAGUUGGUGGACUAGUCAGAGCCCUCAAAAUAUUUCAAGAGAAAAAUAUCAAUCUAGUUCAUAUAGAGUCCAGAAAGUCAAGGAAGAGGGAUUCAGAAAUUGAGAUAUUUGUGGACUGUAUCAGCACAAAAGAAGAGUUCAGUGAACUCAUCCAGUUGCUGAAGGCCCAGACAACCGUCAUCUCCCUGAAACCACCAGUCUGCAGCUCGAUAGAGGAGGAAGGACCUGAUGGUGUUCCCUGGUUUCCUAGAAAGAUUGCUGAAUUAGAUAAAACUUCCCGGAGAGUCUUGAUGUAUGGCUCAGAAUUGGAUGCAGAUCACCCAGGCUUUAAGGACAAUGUCUACAGAAGGAGAAGAAAGUAUUUUGUGGAUGUUGCAAUGAAUUACAAGUAUGGUCAGCCCAUUCCUAGAGUGGAAUACAUAGAAGAAGAAAUUAAGACCUGGGGCACAGUAUUCAGAGAACUGACAAAACUUUACCCAACUCAUGCUUGCCAGGAGUACCUUAAGAAUUUCCCUCUUCUAACGAAAUAUUGUGGCUACAGAGAGGAUAAUAUCCCACAGCUGGAAGAUGUUUCUGUAUUUUUGAAAGAUCGAUCAGGCUUUACAGUAAGACCAGUGGCUGGAUACCUGUCUCCAAGAGACUUUUUAGCAGGAUUAGCUUUUCGAGUUUUCCACUGCACUCAAUAUGUACGGCACAGCUCAGAUCCCUUUUACACACCAGAACCAGACACUUGCCAUGAACUGCUGGGACAUGUACCACUCCUGGCAGAUCCAAAAUUUGCACAGUUUUCACAAGAACUAGGUCUUGCCUCUCUUGCUGCAUCCAACGAAGAUGUUCACAAGUUAGCCACUUGUUACUUCUUCACAGUGGAGUUUGGGCUCUGUAAACAAGACGGGCAACUACGUGCUUAUGGUGCAGGACUUUUAUCUUCUAUUGGAGAACUCAAGCAUGCUCUGUCCGACAAGGCGAUUGUCAAACCUUUUGACCCAAAGACAACCAGUACUCAGGAAUGCCUCAUCACAACCUUCCAAGAAGCUUAUUUUGUGUCAGAAAGUUUUGAGGAAGCCAAAGAGAAAAUGAGGGAAUUUGCAAAGUCAGUCAAACGUCCAUUUUCUGUAUAUUACAACUCGUACACCCAAAGCAUCGAGACACUGAAGGAUUCCAGAAGCAUUGAAAUGCUUGUUCAAGACAUCCGGAGCAAUCUGUGCAUUGUGUCAGAUGCUUUAAUGAAAAUGGACAAACACAUCGGAAUUUGA